AUGCUGGCUGCAAGUGGGGCAUGCCUUCGCCUCAGGGCUGGGUGGCUCCUGGCCGAAGGGCAGCAGCUCUGUGCUCCUCUGCGCCGGCCCCUCGCACCCGGCAUGCCAGGCUCCGGGGCACGGACCUGCACAGGCCCCAACAGAGCAGCCGGAGUGGUGGGCUCAGUUGAGAAGAUAUCUAAAGUGCCUGCUGAUUACAAACCCUCAGCAUUUGACAAGAAAGUCCUUCUGUGGACUGGGCGCUUCAGGACAGAAGAUGACAUCCCUCCAAGGAUCCCGCGAGAGAUGCUAGAUGCUGCAAGGAACAAAGCUCGAAUAAAGGUCUGUUACAUCAUGAUUGGCCUCACAAUUGUGGCUUGCUUUGCAGUAAUUGCCUCAGCUAAAAGGGCUGCUGCCCGCCAUGAAUCGCUUACAAGCUUGAAUCUAGCAAAGAAAGCCAAGUGGCGUGAAGAAGCUGCAACAGCUGUAAAGUCAAAGUCUAAAUAG
Messenger RNA from Varanus komodoensis (Komodo dragon), 486 nucleotides. RefSeq names its product family with sequence similarity 162 member B (gene FAM162B). Lineage: Eukaryota; Metazoa; Chordata; Lepidosauria; Squamata; Varanidae. The transcript has 4 exons. The record is from RefSeq and is a predicted model, not a curated record. Bases 1 to 486 code for a protein of 161 amino acids.